AUGCACCGAAUCACAGACAACAGAAUGGCAGGAUCAGCCGUUCACAGUAUCAGCAUCGUUGAAGCGAUAUGCGGCAAGAGGUUUGCCCCGAAUGUUAUGCUCCUUAGCAAUAUGUGGAACACCUCUCAAGAAAAUAUGCACCUCAAACGGGAGGAGGAAUUGAAGUGCGGGGAGACGUUCUGGGCCCCUCUCAUUCGGAACGGAGCUAAAACGGAUCGAUAUCACUACUAUGACCGUAGCUCUUUCGAAUCCAAUGUUCAGGCUAGAACGGCUGCCCGAGAAAUCAUUUCGAAGAUGUUGAAAAACAAGCCCGAGAUAACUCAGCUAGUGCACGAGGUUGUUGUCAAAAAGAAAAGAGUUGCAGGAACGAAGGCUAAUAUGGCUGUUGUGCGGUACCUUUUCGAUUCCGGAGCGGUUGAAGACAGGAACGAAAAAGAAGCAGAGAGAAAUGCGGAAAAGUAUAAGGACAAUGCAAGGCUAAGGGAUAUCUUUCUCGAAGAGGCGAGACAAGCAAGAGCAAAUAAAGAGAAAAUUCAAAGAGAAUGGAAUAUGCUAAAUACCUUGGUGGGUGGAGUAGGUUUUGUUCUUCUUGGGCUAGCCACGACGUAUGCAUACCCAUUUGUGAAUGGCAUAUUCCUAGAUCUAACUUGCGAGGCAGCCAUAGCCUUUGGCAUGACAAUUGACACACUUGCAAAUAUGGGCUAA
Orbilia oligospora ATCC 24927 is the source of this 705-nucleotide messenger RNA. RefSeq lists its product as uncharacterized. The coding region runs from base 1 to 705 and encodes 234 amino acids. The transcript has a single exon. Lineage: Eukaryota; Fungi; Ascomycota; Orbiliomycetes; Orbiliales; Orbiliaceae. The record is from RefSeq and is a predicted model, not a curated record.